CAUACUACGCACGCCACGCCCCUCCCUCUCGACGUGGUUCGGUCAUUGUUCGACGUGAACUAGCCUCUGCUAAUGUGCUAAUCAGAGGCUAGCUGAGAUUCAAAGAAGUUUUAACUUUCUCUGCAUACAUAUAAGUCAGAGUUAGAAACUUAAUUGGUGCACAAUGAGCAAAAGGAAAGCGCCACAGGAAUCUCUAAAUGAGGGAAUAACGGACUUUCUUGUAGAGCUGGCUAACUAUGAGAAAAAUGUCAACAGGGCAAUACACAAGUACAACGCGUACAGGAAAGCAGCUUCUACCAUUUCUAAGUACCCCAACAAGAUCAAAAGUGGAGAAGAAGCCAAAAAACUGGAUGGUGUUGGAGCUAAAAUAGCAGAGAAGAUUGAUGAGUUUCUUCAAACUGGCAAACUACGGAAGCUGGAAAAGAUCCGCAAUGACGACACAAGCUCCUCCAUCAAUUUCCUCACCAGAGUUACUGGAAUUGGGCCUGCUGCUGCCAGGAAGUUUUUUGAUGAAGGGGUGAAGACAUUAGAAGAUCUGAAAAAGAUAGAGCACAAGCUCAACCACCAUCAGCAGAUUGGUCUGAAGUACUUUGAAGAGUUUGAGAAAAGAAUUCCACGAGCUGAAAUGGAAAAGAUGGAGACUCUUAUUCUUGAAGAGUUGGAGAAGAUUGAUGCAGAUUAUAUUGGAACAAUCUGUGGAAGCUACAGAAGAGGUGCAGCAUCGAGUGGUGAUAUUGAUAUUCUGCUGACCCACCCAAACUACACCUCUGAGACAGAGAAGCAGCCCAAACUCCUCCAUGCUGUGGUCGACCAUCUGGAGUCCAUCGGGUUUGUGACCGACACUCUGUCCAAAGGAGACACAAAGUUCAUGGGCGUCUGCCAGCUGCAGCAGAGUGAGGAUGAUGAGGAAGAAUACCUUCACAGGCGUAUUGAUAUUAGGCUAAUUCCCAAGGAUCAGUACUACUGCGGAGUUCUGUACUUCACUGGAAGUGACAUCUUCAAUAAGAAUAUGAGGACUCACGCUCUGGAAAAAGGCUUCACUCUCAACGAAUACACCAUACGACCACUUGGGGUCACUGGCGUGGCAGGAGAGCCUCUGUUGGUGGAUAGUGAGAGAGACAUCUUUGAAUACAUCCAGUAUAAAUACAGAGAACCGAAGGACCGCAGCGAGUGAUCCGACGACGGCAUGCAGUUACAUCUGUGUUUAAAGAUACAGCUUGAUGCAAAAAAAAAAAAAUCUGAACGUGUGCGCGUGUGUAUUUUGUGUGGUUUUUGAUGAAGAAA
Salarias fasciatus (jewelled blenny) is the source of this 1284-nucleotide messenger RNA. It is a transcript of the gene polb, whose product is annotated as polymerase (DNA directed), beta. The transcript is spliced from 14 exons. Gene Ontology annotation, biological process: base-excision repair; double-strand break repair via nonhomologous end joining. The coding region runs from base 164 to 1174 and encodes 336 amino acids. Gene Ontology annotation, molecular function: DNA binding; DNA-directed DNA polymerase activity. Lineage: Eukaryota; Metazoa; Chordata; Actinopteri; Blenniiformes; Blenniidae. Gene Ontology annotation, cellular component: nucleus. The record is from RefSeq and is a predicted model, not a curated record.